This is a messenger RNA of Danio aesculapii, 831 nucleotides long. RefSeq names its product crystallin, gamma N1 (gene crygn1). Gene Ontology annotation, molecular function: structural constituent of eye lens. Gene Ontology annotation, biological process: lens development in camera-type eye; visual perception. NCBI's taxonomy places the organism in Eukaryota, Metazoa, Chordata, Actinopteri, Cypriniformes, Danionidae. The transcript is spliced from 4 exons. Bases 3 to 575 code for a protein of 190 amino acids. The record is from RefSeq and is a predicted model, not a curated record.
AUAUGUUCGACAAAAUGCAGUUGAUUGAGCUCACAUUUGAUCAGAUAGUGUUCUUUGAGGGGAAAUGCUUCACCGGCAGAAGGCUGGAGGUGUUUGGAGACUGUGAUAACUUCCAGGACCGUGGCUUCAUGAACAGGGUGAACUCCAUCCGCGUGGAGAGCGGCGCUUGGGUGUGUUUUGACCAUCCUGAUUUUAAGGGUCAGCAGUACAUGCUGGAAAAAGGAGAGUAUCCCGAUUUCCAACGCUGGAACGGCCACAAUGAUCACAUGGGCUCCUGUAAGCCAAUCAAAAUGCAUGGUGAGCAGUACAGGAUGGAGCUCUUCGAGGGCCAGAAUUUCACCGGUCAGUGUGUUGAGCUGUGUGACGACUGUCCUUUCCUCCAGAGCACUGGAUUCAGCAAGAACUGCCUCAACUCCAUCAAAGUCUAUGGAGACGGAGCCUGGGCCAUGUACGAGGAACCAAACUAUCGUGGCCGCAUGUACAUUGUGGAAAGAGGAAACUACUGCUCAUUUAUGGAAUGGCAAGCCGAGAAUCCCAACAUCCAGUCAAUCCGCAGAGUGGUGAACUAUUUCUAAUCUUCUCCAUCCCAAAACUGCCUCGCUCCUAAAGGAGAACCAGCAAGAAAUUCAGCAAGUGUAUUGAUCCCAAAUAAAUCUGAGCUUUUGAUUUAUUUUAAUAAUUCACAGAGAUAUGUUCUUUUUAUUUAUGGAAUUGCAUCUAUGAAUCGGUUAUUUAAUAGAAAAUGCAAUCAGCGCAGAAAUACUCUUGUAUGUUUUAUUUUGUCUUUGUAUACAGAGGCAAUGAGCUGAAAUAAAAGUCAGUUGUGAAAGA